GAGGGAGGUCAGCCCCCAAUAGGAAAUGAGACAGAGUAGGAAUAACACUUUAAAAGCUUGACAACCUCUUCCUCCUGCCAGUUCCUGGCCUCUUUUCAUCCUCCUCAGCCCAGACUCCAUCCCUCCUAGACAGCCUUGCCUCUCUGUUUAGGCUACGGUCAGGAGAGCCUCCUGCCUGUCCAAUCAAGAGCCCAGGUAGAAUCAAGAACUUCAGCCUCAGGAUGUUGACAACGUUGCUGCCUUUGCUGGCACCCCUGCUGUUGCUGCUGCUGCUGCUGCCUGGAGGGACCCUUUGUAGCCAGGGAACUUCAGAGGACGCCCUGAACUUCCACAUGCUCCAGAUCGCCUACUUCCGCGACCCUCGUCACGUGAGGUACUACGGCAACGCGUCUCUGGGGGGACAUCUGACACACAGGCUGGAGGGCACGAGGAACAACGUCACGAUCGUCCAGCUGCAGCCCGUGGAGGAGCCCGAGGCCUGGGCGCGCAGAGAGAAAAACCUGCAAGUCUACCUGGAGCAGUUCCAGACCUUUGUGCAGGUGGUGCACAAGGAGCAGGCCGACAGCGCGACCUUUCCUGUCACCAUCAGCUGCUCCCUGGGCUGCGAGCUGCCGCCAGAGGACUCCGAGGGCUCCAAGGCCCGUGUCUUCUUCGAAGUGGCUUUGAACGGGAGCUCCUUUCUGAGUUUCCAGCCAGAGGACGCACGGUGGGUGUCAGGACCCCAGGCACCCUCCAAACUGGUCGCUUUCACGCUAAAGCAACUCAACAGCUACAAUCGUACUCGGUAUGAAGUGCAGGAAUUUCUGCAGGACACCUGUGUGGAGUAUGUGCAGAAACGCGUCGCCAUGCAAAAAUUCAAAGGUACCAGGGUCUUGGGCAGUGCCUGUGUGUUAGGGAGAGGGCGGGUUCCAGGCAAAAGGACGGAUCUGAAGGAUGCCAACUGCUGGGGCCAGGAACUGGGAGCAGGGGCAGAGCACACCCAGUUUGUUACUGAGUAGCCUGACCGCUUUCCUUUAGGGGCAGAAAUUCCUUGGGGUUUGACUUAAACCAUGGACUCUGGUGAGAUUCUUAAGCUGACUCUCUGCAUGUUCUGCAGGGAGCCAAACAGGCCGCUCCUACACUUCACUGGUCCUGGGCAUCCUGGUGGGCAGUUUUGUCAUCGCUGGUGUGGCUGUGGGCAUCUUCCUGUACACGGGAGGACGGCGAUGUUAAUUACUCUCCUGCUGGCUCUGAGAAAGGGCUGGGUUGACCAGAGCUGGCAAGGGAAGGUCUCAGCUGACACGAAGCCAAACAGAUGCUCCAACUGGGACACCACAUCCCAGAAAGUCUGCAGUGACAGCUCCUUUUUCUCCCAAAUCUGCCCACCAAGGGUUUGGGGAAGGGAUGUGGGGACACUUGGUAAUUGGUUUGCUGAGAACCUAACACCAUGCGUGCUUUGCUGAAUUGGUCCAAGAAGUGAGCAUAUCUGUAUCUUUGUGGGAAACAAAUGAAGGAGCUGGGGCAGGGGUGUCUAUGGCCCAUCCUCCAAAGACAGAAUCACCUGAGCCGCUGACAGCUCGUAAGGAAAUAAAACAAAUUGUCUGCUACCAAAAUAAAUAACAUUCAGUGCAUCCAGGUGUGUCCAACUUGAGAAGGGACACUGGUAUAAAAGAGGUUGAAAGAGAUAACCAGAAGGAUGGUGUAAAGAUAAAUUCCAACAAAUAUGGAAAUGAGUUAUUAAUUAAAUAUUAAUAAAUUUAUUACUUACGUAUGUAGCAUAAUUGUUUACAAAACUUCUGGAAAAGUAGUUUAUAUUCCUUGCUUCUGCUUUCUCCUAUCCCACUCACUUCUUUUUUUUUUUUUUUGAGACAGUGUCUCGCUAUGCAAUUCAGGCUGGCCUUGAACUCACUAUGUAGCCCAGGCUGGCCUCCAACUCGUAGUGAUCCUCCUGCCUCAGCCUCAGAAUGUUGGGGUUACAGAUUUGCGCCACCACAUCCAGCUCCCAUUCACUCUUAAAUUCACUGCAGUCUGGAUUCUCUGUCUAUAAACUGCUCUAACAUCACCAGUACCCUAUAAUUGUCAAACUUUUGUCCUCUGUGACAUCUGUAACAUUUAUCUUGAUGCGUUAGACUUUUCUUUUACCCUAACUUUAGAGAUACUGUAUUUCCAAUUCAUAAAAACUGCUCUGGGUACUAUUUUUCAAUCCUUUGACUAUAAGGUAUGAUUAAAGAAAUACUGUGAAUGUUUGAAUAAAAAUUUAUUAUAGUAAAA
Messenger RNA from Cavia porcellus (domestic guinea pig), 2250 nucleotides. RefSeq names its product protein C receptor (gene Procr). The coding region runs from base 222 to 998 and encodes 258 amino acids. NCBI's taxonomy places the organism in Eukaryota, Metazoa, Chordata, Mammalia, Rodentia, Caviidae. The record is from RefSeq and is a predicted model, not a curated record. The transcript has 3 exons. Gene Ontology annotation, molecular function: signaling receptor activity. Gene Ontology annotation, biological process: negative regulation of coagulation.